Triticum turgidum subsp. durum (durum wheat) is the source of this 825-nucleotide messenger RNA. The record is from the annotation of a GenBank genome assembly. NCBI's taxonomy places the organism in Eukaryota, Viridiplantae, Streptophyta, Magnoliopsida, Poales, Poaceae.
AUGGUGUCCCUCCGCUUCCCCGCCGCCACCUUCGCCCACCUCCCCACCCCGCCGCCUCCCCACCGUGCCGCCAUCGCCGCCGCAAUUGCCGCCGCCGCGGCUGCGGCAGCCGCAGCCGGCUUCGCCCUGACCGCCAAAUCUGCCGGUCGGCCGCUCCCGCGCCCGUCACACUCUGCAUCCCUCUGGGCCUCCCUCUCCCUUGCCGACAGCGGCGCCCCCGGCAACGUCGAGCCCCGCACCGGCGCCGCAUUCCCCGCCGAGACCGCCGGCGGGCGCCGCCUCCUCGGCGUUGGCCUCCGCAAGACCACCAUCCUCGGCCUCAAGUCCAUCGACGUCUACGCGUUCGGCGUUUAUGCGGAUGACAGCGAUCUGAAGCAGCUGAGGGACAAGUACCAGAAGCUUCCCAUCUCUGAUCUGAAGGAAAAUGAUGAGCUGAUCAACGAUGCACUAGAGCGUGACAUUCGUAUGACGGUCAGGCUUCAGAUAGUUUAUGGGAGGCUGAGCAUUGGUUCAGUUCGGAGCGCUUUUGAGAAGAGUGUAGGAAGCAGGCUUCAGAAGUUUGGGGGGUCAGACACCAAAGAGUUGCUUCAGAGUUUUGUUUCACUUUUCAAGGAUGAGUACAAAUUACCAAAGGGAUCUGUAAUUGAGCUUUCGAGGGAAUCAAAUCACGUUCUUAAAAUAAGCAUUGAAGGAGAAGAUGUGGGAAGUAUCCAGAACAAGCUCUUGUGCCAGUCUAUCUUAGAUCUUUACAUUGGAGACGACCCGUUUGACAAGAAUGCGAAAAACAACAUCCAAGGAAGUUUGGCUAGCAUUCUUAAAGCUUAG